GUACUGUCUGGUUGCGGUGUCUACGAUGGAACAGAAAUCCAUGAGGCCUCAGCCAUACUGGUACAUCUUAGUCGUGGGGGAGCUGAGGUUCAGAUGUAUGCUCCAGAUGUUCCUCAGAUGCAUGUCAUUGAUCACAGUAAAGGGCAACCAGCUGAAGCUGAGUCCAGGAAUGUUUUAGUGGAAUCUGCAAGGAUUGCUCGUGGUAAAAUUGCAAGCCUGGCUAAACUUACUACAGCAGACCAUGACGCUGUGAUAUUCCCUGGUGGAUUUGGAGCUGCUAAAAACUUAUCUACCUUUGCUGUUGAUGGGAAAGAUUGCAAGGUGAACAGAGAAGUUGAACGUGUCUUGAAAGACUUCCACAAAGCAGGCAAACCUAUUGGUCUUUGCUGCAUUUCACCAGUGUUGGCAGCAAAGGUUCUCUCUGGUGCUGAAGUAACUGUGGGCCAUGAAGAGGAGGAAGGUGGCAAGUGGCCUUAUGCUGGGACUGCAGGAGCCAUUAAAGACCUGGGAGGAAGGCAUUGUGUGAAAGAAGUAACUGAAGCUCAUGUGGAUACAAAAAACAAGGUGGUGACUACCCCAGCAUUUAUGUGUGAAACAGAAUUACAUAAUAUCUUUGAUGGCAUUGGGGCCAUGGUAAAGAACGUGCUAAAACUAACUGGCAAGUAAAAAAAAAAAACUUCAUAAAUGUUUAAAUUUAGGGUGUAGUAUCCAAUACAAUAUGGACCAAUGGAAACAUUUUCACCUGCUUGUCUUGUUCACACUCUAGUGAAUGCUGAUACGAAGCUGAUUGAUUCCCAGCUGCAGGGUUUUCUGUGCCCUUCCUGAGAGAGGGGCCUGCAGAAGGGCUUGUGGAGUAUGAGCAGUCUGGCCUGAGCCACAGAGCAGUUUCUUGAGCUUUUUUAGCUGGAG
This is a messenger RNA of Phaethon lepturus (White-tailed tropicbird), 909 nucleotides long. RefSeq names its product ES1 protein homolog, mitochondrial. The transcript is spliced from 6 exons. NCBI's taxonomy places the organism in Eukaryota, Metazoa, Chordata, Aves, Phaethontiformes, Phaethontidae. The record is from RefSeq and is a predicted model, not a curated record. The annotation marks the transcript as partial. Gene Ontology annotation, cellular component: mitochondrion.